AGUAGGAGGAGAGCGCACAACGCGGGUUUGUUGCACUGGCAUUGGAGCAGUGGUGAAACCGAUCCCAGCUGCUGCCGUGGGGUAAUGAGAGCUAUUCCCGUCCGCCGUGGGUUGGUCACAUGUCCUUGGGGAGUGUUUUAGUUUGGGGGUCCACGUAAGGAGGGAGAGUGAGCGCACCGUUACGCACGGACGGAGUUGGCCGGCAACAUCUUUUAACAAGCGUAAAUGAUCCGGCGGAGGAUCAGCCAGAUCAGUUUGUUUUGGGGCGUUGUCAUAUAGUCCACAGUGGAGUAACACACUCAGAUCCGUCAGACUCUGAAACAGUGUGUGUAUGUGCGUGUGUGUGUGAGAUCUCUCAGUCCAAACUUCUGCCGUUUCCAACUGUGAUCUUCACUCCGUUGCCGCGCAUUGUUCCUCCCGGUACAAGUCGACAUACGGUCGGAGCUGUCACGGCGAAACCAGGUAACUUGCCAGCUUCCGUGGGAUUUGAUGUCACCUUUAGAUUGGUUCAACUGAAGAUGGAAACACUGGAGUCCGAGCUGACCUGCCCAAUCUGCCUGGAGUUGUUUGAAGACCCCCUGCUCUUGCCCUGUGCCCACAGCCUGUGCUUUAACUGCGCCCACCGCAUCUUGGUGUCUCACUGUUCCACAAGCAAACCCCUUGAGUCAAUUUCGGCCUUUCAGUGCCCCACUUGUCGUUACGUCAUCACGCUGAAUCACCGCGGCCUGGAGGGCCUUAAGCGCAAUGUGACGCUGCAGAACAUCAUUGACCGCUUUCAAAAGGCCUCCCUCAGCGGCCCCAAUUCCCCUACUGAGAGCCGGCGCCUGCAGCCGCAACGGCCCUACACCGGCACCAUUAGCGGUACAAUAGCCGGAACGAUUGGCGGCGGCAGUGGCACAAGUGGAAGCAGCGCCCGCGGCAGCCCGGCCACUUCCAGCCACUCCCACCCGCACGCCAAUCACGCCAAUCACACCAAUCACACCAACGCUAACCACAGCCCAGCUGUCGUAGCGAAAAUGGAUCCACGAAUCAGCUGCCAAUUCUGCGAGCAGGAUCCGCCGCGUGAGGCUGUAAAGACGUGUGUUACAUGUGAGGUAUCAUAUUGUGACCGCUGUCUGCGUGCAACGCACCCAAACAAAAAGCCUUUCACAAGUCACCGCCUGGUGGAGCCGGUCCCAGAUACUCACAUCCGAGGCCUGACCUGCCUAGAGCAUGAGAACGAGAAGGUCAACAUGUACUGCUUGGUGGAUGACCAGCUCAUUUGCGCCCUCUGUAAGCUGGUAGGGCGCCACCGAGAGCACCAGGUGUCCUCGCUCACUGAACGCUUUGACAAACUCAAGGCUUAUCAGGUGAGCCCGGGCAGAGUGUCAGAUGCGGUAAUGGAGGCUUCAAAGACAAGCGCUGCGCAAACCCUGGAGAACAACCUCACCAACUUGGUGAAGAGGAACAGCGAACUGGAGAACCAAAUGGCCAAACUCAUCCAGAUCUGUCAGCAGGUCGAGGUAAACACAGCCAUGCAUGAAGCCAAGCUGGUGGAGGAGUGUGAUGAGCUUGUGGAGAUCAUCCGCCAGAGAAAACAGGUCAUCGCUGUGAAGAUCAAGGAGUCCAAGGUGAUGAAGCUACGUAAGUUGGCUCAGCAGAUUGCGAACUGUCGCCAGUGUCUUGAACGUUCAAGCGCCCUGAUUACACAAGCUGAACAGAGCCUGAAGGAAAAUGACCACGCCCGCUUCCUCCAGACCGCCCGAAAUGUUGCUGAAAGGGUUGCCAUGGCGACAGCUUCUUCUCAGGUACUUAUUCCUGAUGUCAACCUGAAUGAGGCAUUCGACAACUUCGCACUGGACUUUUCCAGAGAAAAGAAAAUUCUUGAGGGACUAGAUUAUUUAACAGCUCCUAACCCGCCAUCCAUAAGAGACGAGCUGUGCACCGCUUCCCAUGACACCAUCACUGUACACUGGACGUCAGAGGACGAGUUCAGCGUCACCUCCUAUGAGUUACAGUACACCAUCUACACUGGCCAGACCAACUUCAUCAGUUUGUACAACUCAGCAGACAGCUGGAUGAUCGUACCGAACAUCAAGCAGAACCACUACACGGUGCACGGCUUGCAGAGUGGCACCCGUUAUAUCUUCUUUGUCAAGGCUAUCAACCAGGCAGGAAGCCGCAACAGUGAGCCAGCACGCCUCAAAACCAACAGUCAGCCGUUUAAGCUGGAUCCGAAGACGGCCCAUAAGAAGCUGCGUCUGUCCAAUGACUGUCUGACCAUGGAGAAGGACGAGAGCUCCCUGAAGAAGAGCCACACCCCGGAGCGUUUCAGCGGGACGGGCUCCUAUGGCGCUGCUGGUAACGUCUUCAUCGACAGUGGGUGCCACUACUGGGAGGUGCUGCUAGGAGCCUCUACAUGGUAUGCCAUUGGCGUGGCUUACAAAUCAGCCCCCAAAAACGAGUGGAGCGGCAAGAACUCAUCCUCAUGGGUGUUCUCACGCUGCAACAAUAAUUUUAUGGUGCGGCACGACGGGAAGGAGAUGCUCGUGGAGGCAAGUCUGCAGCUGAGGCGGUUAGGGGUUCUACUGGACUACGAUAACAAUUCACUCUCCUUCUAUGACGCCAUGAGCUCCCAACACAUUCACACAUUUGAAAUCUCUUUCCUUCUGCCCGUCGUACCCACGUUCAUGAUAUGGAACAAGUCGGUCAUGAUACUCUCAGGGCUACCCGUCCCAGAUUUUGUCGAUGGCGUGGCUCUUGAUCAUCAAGAGCAGCAACAGCAGCAGAUGGGCCUGUGCCGACAGGAGUCACCGUAUUUGACCGGGAUGAAGACCUGCCACUGAGGAAGGCCCCGACGGCCUGACAGAGUCCAUUCAGGCCCGGUGAACAGAUGUAGACGAGCUGAAAAACAUUAAUGGUGUGUCGAAGUUCUCCUAUUGCCUCUGGAAAAGGCAUAGUUUGAUAUGGGGUUAGAAAGUGUUGGAAAUAUGCACACCAGUCUGGAAAAUGUCAGUCCUGUUAUUUUGUAUCCAUCCAAUGUUUUGCAAAUCCAUCUGACAGAGGCACACUUUGGGAACAAAGUCCAUUUGCUACAAUGGCAGUAGAUCCACAAUUCUUCUGAUGUCCUGAAAACAUUUAGAAAGAGGGCUUUGGUCUGUCAUAGGAUGGGGCUGGACUCCUGGUUUUCAUGACCAUUUAAGGUCUUCCUUUUUCAUUUAUUUUUGUUCUGGUUUAAUUCUAGGCACAAGACCAAGGAAGACAUGUUCGUGUCAGCCAUUCAGAACUUUAAUUUGCAGCACAUGAACAUUAGAUUACUAAUUACAGCAGAUUGAAGAACUUCAAAAUGGACAUGCACCAUAAACACAGAUGUCAAGUAAACCCAAUUUACACUUUAAAUGAUGCCAGUUACUUGUGGAUAUGCUUCAUGGAAUCCACUGUAUGAUGUGAGUUAAAUGCUCACCUUCUGCCAAAACAAAUGAAGCUAUUUGAAUAAUUUGUUUUCCAACUAACAAACUGGUGCAUUACAAACUCUCCUGUGUUGCGUUCAUGUGUUGUACCCUCAGUAGCUGUAACUGCUUGUUGCAAAAGUCCUUCCUUGAUCUUCCUCCUAGAUCUGACCCACCAGUCCUCUUUGCUUUGGUGGGUCGCAGCUUCCAAGUGACAGGAAGUGUUAACGUUGCUCCUAGAUAUUGAUGAGAUGACGGGGGUAGAUUUACAUCAUGUGACUACUCAACUUGUAUAAAAAGAGGUUUAUUGAAUAUUAAAGGAAAAAUGUGUUAUUUAUGACAAAAAAAGAUGGUUUACUUUUAUUAAUUUCAGCAUAUUCAUGAUGCACUUUUUAAUGAACACUAUUACCCCUCUGUGAGAAGACUGCAGGCAGGGUUGUAAUGGGGAGGGAUGACGGGCACUGCUUCUAAUUGUGUUCAGAAAUUUAACAUCACCUUAAUUCAUAAUUAAUUAUGGUCAUCAAUGCCUAACCGUAAUAAAGUCUAAUGCAAUAAAAAAAAAAACUUUUAAGACUUUUUUGUAAUAUUCUUUUAAUCAUAAAAAUGUCCUUGCUGCAGUUUUAUUUUCACUGUGCUUUGAACACAACCAGUGAUUUUUCCCUCCUCAUUGCUUGUUUCAACAGCAUAGAGUGAAUUAAAGUUGUUUGAGUAAAGGGAUAUGAAUAUGAUGAGGUUUUUGGGAAUUUUUAUCUUGAAGAAAUGAUGAUGAACUUAAAGUAAAAAAAAAAUAAAAUAAAAGUUCACUCUUGUUUAAUAUUCAGGGAAGGAGAGGGUUAACACUUUAACGUGCUGUCCAUCACAAUGUCAUGGCAUGAUUGUGUGAUAAGUUAAUACACACAUGAACACACACACACACAAACACACGUCACAUUUUGUUUAGGUUGGCCUUGUUGUGAUAAAUGCAUGAUACAUUUUAGGAUCCCGUUUCACUGCGUAAUCCAAGUAGCUUUCAAAUUCACCAACUUUAGUUUUUCACAGUCUGAAUCACCAACACAUUGUCUUACAGCAAACUUAACCUCGAACUCAUGGACAAUUCAAACAAUAGCUCCAGCUGGGUCCAUUGUUUGCUUUUUAUUGGAAUCUGUGUGGGUGACAGUUUCUCUCUGGUUUGUUAUUCAGGUAGUGCUCUGAUUCAGACAAUCAAAUAUGUAUCAUAGUUGGUGGAGCUGGAUCCAGUGGGGAGGGAUUGUGAGAAAAUGACACUGGAGGAUGUUUUGAAAAGUACAUCUACAUUUGAUCUUUCUUGAUUUGACAUAAAAACUUGGCACCUCAUCAGCAAUUUUGCAGUCUUUACUCUUCAGCAGUAUUUAAUGUUGAAUGUCAUGUAACAUUUGUAUCCUGACAAGCUAUGAUUUGUUUAACUUACCUUCCAAACACGCUGAUUUUAACCAUUUACCUCAGCUGAUUUGAUACUUAUUGAUGCAUUGAAGCAUGGAAUAGAAAAAUGGUUUAAAACGUGGCGUGUUGCGGUCGCUUAAUGUACUGCAUCCUUUGGUUAGGGCGAAUAUAUGAAGCUUCACAUGAGGUUUUUGAGAAAGCUAUUGAUUUCCUGAAGGCUACUGAUAACAGAGAUAAUUCAUAGGUCAAAGGUAGCAAAGUGGCAGCUCCAGAGAAGGGAGAAGGAAUUUUUUCUGUCACUGGGAUUGGUGAAUGUUACCUGACUUCCAGAUAUCCACCCAUCUUGUUGAAUAAUGUCGGUCACAGGCUCCAAACGGCCAUGUGUUGAUUUGUGAUGUGGACUGACAAGCUCAACUCAUCUGUGCAAGCGUGCUUGGCUGGGUCACUGCAUGAUUAUAUGACCUUGCUGCAGGUUCAUAACUCUUUCCUUAUCUUUAUGAUGGGGUUUCUUACAGUCUCUCGAGUAACGCAUAUCUUUUUUUUUUCCUUUUAUUUAUUUUUAUUUUUUUUAUUUUGAAAAGAUAAAUCAUGACAAUGAUACU
Molecule: messenger RNA, 5428 nt
Organism: Sphaeramia orbicularis (orbiculate cardinalfish)
Lineage: Eukaryota; Metazoa; Chordata; Actinopteri; Kurtiformes; Apogonidae
Gene: mid2
Product: midline 2
Exons: 11
Coding region: 519-2825 (768 amino acids)
Biological process (GO): protein localization to microtubule
Cellular component (GO): microtubule
Molecular function (GO): microtubule binding; zinc ion binding
Source: RefSeq, a predicted model, not a curated record